Molecule: messenger RNA, 939 nt
Organism: Pochonia chlamydosporia 170
Lineage: Eukaryota; Fungi; Ascomycota; Sordariomycetes; Hypocreales; Clavicipitaceae
Product: FG-GAP repeat domain-containing protein
Exons: 1
Coding region: 1-939 (312 amino acids)
Source: RefSeq, a predicted model, not a curated record
AUGCGCAACUUAUUACACCUGGUUGUCAUUCCCGGCGCACUUGCACUAUCAGCAACGAGACCGCCUCCAACUACGCAGCCACCAACAAGAAAUGCGUCCAUGAAUACAGCCUUCAAUGCCACAUUCACCAUUGAGGGCCACCCAGAUCUUGUCGUUCCCCCAGAGUCUAUCGACGCCGUAGCCCAAGGCCUGUGUGAUGAUAACGGCUUUGAUGAGAACCCGCCACCCCCUCUGCCUCAACGAGCAACGGCAGCUGAUCUCAAGUGGCAACCCGCACUCGACUUCGACACAGAUAGCUGCUAUAACGUUCCUGCAAUCGGUCCAGAUGGUCACAUAGACAAAGGGCGAUCUCGCCAUGAAACCAACACAGAAGGAUGUCGAGACGAGUACGAUCUAGACCACAGCAAUGUGUACUCCCGUCAACGCUGCAACAACGGCUGGUGCGCCUAUCUGUACGAUUACUUCUUCGAAAAGGACAUUGGUGACCGCAUCUGCAUCGGCCACCAGUACGACUGGGAGCACCUGCAAGUAUGGACCAAGGAUGGCGAGCCCCAGUUCGGCUGUGCCUCUGCCCACGGCAAAUACGACGCCCGCCUCUGGAAGGACAUCCCCAAAGAGGGCACGCACAUGAAGGCCGUGUAUAACAAGGACGGUGCUAUUGGAACGCACUACUUUCGCUUCUCGAAGGGUGCAGGCGACGAACCACCCGAGAACCACAAGGGCAUCUGGUGGAAAUCCGCGCUCAUUUCAUACAACGGUUUCCCGAAUGUCGGGCUGCGGGAUAAGCUCGUCGCUUAUGAUUUUGGCGCUGCAAACAUUGCCUUCUCUGAUGCUGCGUUGCCAGGCAAUCUGGAGGGGUGUGCGAGCAGGAUCAAGGACAAGUUUAAGGAUUUCAAGUUUGAUUACGGAUUGGACGUCGGGUCUCCUGGAAAUCCUUGA